Messenger RNA from Alosa alosa (allis shad), 1026 nucleotides. Its product is annotated as putative protein TPRXL. NCBI's taxonomy places the organism in Eukaryota, Metazoa, Chordata, Actinopteri, Clupeiformes, Clupeidae. The record is from RefSeq and is a predicted model, not a curated record. The coding region runs from base 1 to 1026 and encodes 341 amino acids. The transcript is spliced from 5 exons.
AUGCCUGGCGAGAACGCCACUGCACGCCACCACGCCGCACAGCACACGGGGACCCUCCCUCAGAAACCCCCAAACAUUUGCCCCUGCCACCCUCCAUCCCACCACCCCAAACAGCAAAACACCCCAACCUCCCACUACACAAACCGCAAAGGGAACAUGCUUUUGACACUUGGCUGGGGCAUCCUGAUCGCCAUGACCCUCCCCACAGGAGAGGACCUCAGGCCAUCUGAGUACCCAAACCCACCCAAUGGAUCCACCCUCCUGCCCAUUUCCCAAAAACAUGACCGAGGAUUUCCUGUCUACCUGGCUCCCUGGUUUCGCCCAACCUCCCAAGAGGACGCUCACCCCAUCGGGGCCAGCCCAGUCACAGGUGCGAUGAUCACCAGAGGCGGAGACUCCAGCCUCAGCCCCCCCACCCCUGCAGACAGGCCUGCCAACGCCAACCUUGCCCCAUCCCCGGGGACUUACUCCCUCACUCAUGGACUGAGGCCUCCCAGCUCCCCAAGCUCCAGAGGCUCAUCCAGCCUCAGCUGCCUCACCAGCCUACCCCUCCAGCUCAUCCAAACCCCACUACCCUCCUCCCCACACCUCCUCCGAGAAGAGGCCCCUCUUCCCUCCAACCUGUUCCACAGCUUCACCUGCCUCUUCCUCUCCACGCGGCACACCAAACUUGCAUCAGUCUCUCCUUCCAACCCAGACCAGCACGUCUCAGCCGCUGCCCAGACGAACUGGCCCGCCUCCGGGCCGGGUCAAUACCGCUGCAGCCCGCUGACCACCUUUCACCUUGACGCACCUCCGUCCUUUCUCCCGCAGCCGCCCCGGCUCUUCGGCCCACGCGCCGCCUCCCCAUCUGCACGCUCAAGCCGGCAUGAGUCCGCCAAGACCCUUCCUCGCAUCCGAUCCUCGCCCACCGGCCAGACUCCCCACCACCAGGUGGCCACCUCCAAAGACGCACUCUCCACCUCCAGGCCCACCUCCCGAGGAAGACGUGAGCCGCUAUCUUGGCCAUGCGUCUCCCCGAUGUAG